This is a messenger RNA of Penicillium brevicompactum, 1602 nucleotides long. RefSeq lists its product as uncharacterized. The transcript has 3 exons. Bases 1 to 1602 code for a protein of 533 amino acids. Gene Ontology annotation, molecular function: NADP binding; flavin adenine dinucleotide binding; N,N-dimethylaniline monooxygenase activity. The record is from RefSeq and is a predicted model, not a curated record. Lineage: Eukaryota; Fungi; Ascomycota; Eurotiomycetes; Eurotiales; Aspergillaceae.
AUGGCAAACGACUCGGUCCUGUCGGCCCUGUCGACCCUCAUUCGACAUCCUUUUGUCGAAACUUUUACCUGGUUCUACAUGGCCCUCCAGACCGUGCUCACCUGGAUCUUCUCUCCGAUCCCCCUCCUCCAACGGCCCAAAAUGAAAACAUCCCUCGCAAGAGAGUUGCAGUCAUUGGUGCUGGCAAACAAAGAACAGGGCCUGGGUGGUAUCUGGAGUAGAGUCAACUCCACCUCCGCAUUGCAGGUCCACAGUCUCAUGUACCGCUUCCAUCCAUCAGUCAGCUUCAAUACUGCCUAUCCCACGCAGCAACAGAUCAAAGAACAAAUUGUUGGCCUAUGGAAGCGCUACAAUUUGGAAGAUCGCACUGUUUUCGAUACAAAGAUUACCUCGGUGAAGCAAAACAACAAUGGGAAGUGGAUUAUCAACGAUGAUGAAGAGCAGUACGGCCUCUUUGAUGGCGUUUUGGCUACGGUGGGUGUGUGCGGCGACCCCAAGAUGCCGCCUCUGCCAAACCAAGACAAGUUCAAGGGCGAGAUCUAUCACUCCUCUGAGCUGGACGGCAAGGAUGCUAAAGGCAAGAAGGUUCUGAUUGUGGGUGGUGGCGCCAGCGCAAUUGAAGCCCUAGAGUUUGCCGUCAAAAAUGGUGCUGCCGAGAUCGAUGUCCUCUCCAGGUCAGACAAAUGGAUCAUUCCUCGAAAUGUCCUUGUGCAGUCUUUAUUGGCUUGCAAUAUCUUUGGCCAGGAAACCGCGCUUUCAUGGAUCCCCGAAGGUCUGCUACGCAAGUUCUUCUACCGCGACCUCCAGGAUAUUGCGCCGACGGACAAGGGUGUUUUCACACAAACACCGAUGGCCAAUGACGAGUUAUUCAACCAGAUCCGUGAGGGCAAGGCCCACUGGUUGCGAGGUGAUAUUGUCUCACUGGAAGAGAAGGGUGUUUCGUUCAACUUCCGAUCCAAGGGAGUUCCAAAGGGAGGACCUGGCCAGGAGCGACUGGUGGAAGGAGACAUCAUCGUCAUGGCGACUGGCUUCAAGCGACCUUCGUUAUCCUUCUUGCCCGACGAGGUGUUCGAGGAACCGUACGGUCCGCCUAGUUGGUACCUGCAGGUCUUCCCUCCCAAAUACCCUGACAUCUGCGCCAACAACAGCACUUAUGUCGAUGCUAUUGGUACUGUUGGUAACAUGCAUAUUGGAAUCUAUACCCGGUUCUUGCUCAUGUUCCUUACCGACCCGUUGACACGCCCCACUGAACAAAGAAUGAAGACAUGGAUUGAUUUCACAAGGUUCAUGAAGCGCCUGAGUCCUACGGGAGCAUUCGACUUCUUUACCUAUGCCGAGCUGAUCUACUGGUACAUGUUCGUUUUGGUUGUCAACCCCUUCCGCUGGAAGUGGGCGUUGUUCGUCUUCUUCGGCAUUGGGCGUGGCUUACCCUUGAUGGUCGUCGAGCAAGAGAAUGCAUUCCGCAGAGAAUUGAAGAAGGAACGCAAGGCUCACAAGACAGAAAAGUCCAAGGCCAACAAGGCCAACAGGGCCAAUAAUGCGGACAAGGCCAACAACGCGGACAAGGCCAACAACGCGGACAAGUCUACCAAAUCUGAUUAA